GUUCUGUUUCCCCAUGCAGAGUCUCUCUGCCGCUUUGGUACAUCAUCCCUGGAGGAACAUUCAGAAUUUGGAAGAUUAAUUUAUUCUGGAAAUUUAUCAAGAUCUGUAUUAGGAGUGAAAAUUUUCUGUUUGACCACCAGCAUAAUAACUGCUUCUAUGUUGUUUGGUAUCAUAUUCAAGUUUGGCUUAAAUGUUGACAAACUCUACUCGGAAAUUGCUUUUUAUAGUGCCACACUAUUCUUUAUUUUCCUGACACCAUUUCUCUUCCAUUUAUUUACUAAAAGGUAUGUCAUCCGACUGUACCAUAAAGCUAAAACAGACACAUACACAGCAAUUACAUACAGUGGUAUUUUGAAAGAAAAGAAAACUCUAUUCCAUCAGAAAGAUGUGACUGUUCCAGACAUCAGCAAGCUGUUCACAACAUUUUAUGCUAAAAAGAGAGCAAUGUUUGUUAACCCAUUCCUUUUUCAUUAUCCUCAAGACUACAACCAUCUUAUGGGUUAUGACAAACCCUUUCAAUUUGAUUUAAAUGACUCAGAAGACGAAUAGAAUUCUAAAAUGUCAAAAUCUUUAUAUAUUACCUUAUUUCUACUUGCUAUUCAGAAUUCUUUCACAGAUUCUAGAUGACUUAAUCUUGUUUUUUUCUCCAUUACUCUAGCUUUGUUCAUUUAAAUAUUGAUGACUGUGAUUAAAAGUGUUUUAGGAA
This is a messenger RNA of Python bivittatus (Burmese python), 706 nucleotides long. NCBI's taxonomy places the organism in Eukaryota, Metazoa, Chordata, Lepidosauria, Squamata, Pythonidae. The record is from RefSeq and is a predicted model, not a curated record.